AUGGCUGCUGAUUUUGUUGAAGGUAAGGACUAUAUCCGCCUGGCGACGCCGGUUGCGGUGUCUCAGCCAGGAAAAAUUGAGGUCGCUGAACUGUUCUGGUACGGCUGCCCUCACUGCUAUGACUUUGAACCUUAUAUUGAGCCCUGGAUUAAAACCCUGCCUGAUGAUGUACGUUUUGAGCGUGUACCAGGUACUUUCAGCAAACUGUGGAAAACUCAUGCCUCAGCUUUUUACGCGGCAGAAGCACUGGGUAUUGGCGAAAAACUGCAUGCUGACUUCUUUAACCGUAUUCACCAGCAGAACCAGCGUCUGGCAGACGAGAACUCUAUUGCAAAGUUCUUUGCUGAGUAUGGUGUAACAGAAGCGCAGGCGAAAAAAGCAUUGAAAUCUUUCGGUGUGAAAUCAAAAGUACAGCAGGCAGGUGCCCGUCUGAGAGGUUAUCAGGCGUUAGGUGUGCCAGGUAUGGUGAUUAAUGGUAAAUACCGUAUCGAUACUGGCAUGGCGGGUAGCUGGCCGAAUAUGCUGAAAAUUGCUGAAUUCCUGAUUGAGAAAGAGCGUCAGACUCAGUAA
Exaiptasia diaphana is the source of this 570-nucleotide messenger RNA. Its product is annotated as thiol:disulfide interchange protein DsbA. The coding region runs from base 1 to 570 and encodes 189 amino acids. The transcript has a single exon. NCBI's taxonomy places the organism in Eukaryota, Metazoa, Cnidaria, Anthozoa, Actiniaria, Aiptasiidae. The record is from RefSeq and is a predicted model, not a curated record. Gene Ontology annotation, molecular function: oxidoreductase activity.